Serendipita indica DSM 11827 is the source of this 1944-nucleotide messenger RNA. The record is from the annotation of a GenBank genome assembly. NCBI's taxonomy places the organism in Eukaryota, Fungi, Basidiomycota, Agaricomycetes, Sebacinales, Serendipitaceae.
AUGGAGAAUAGGGAUACCGUUCUUCAUUCAUGGGAAAUUCUCGCCCGCAUCUUGGCAUCUCAAGAAGCUAUGGAUAUUGUGUGCGAUAUCGGAAUGCCCGUGAUACACAAGAAUGUCAUCUACAAUUGCCGCCUCAUCAUCUACAAUGGCAAGAUUCUGCUCAUCAGGCCAAAGAUGUGGCUCGCAAACGAUGGUAAUUAUCGCGAAAUGCGCUACUUUACGGCAUGGGCCAAGCAUCGGCAGACCGAGGAACACUACCUGCCACGGAUCGUCCAGCAGGUCACGGGCCAGAUCAAGGUCCCUUUCGGUGAUGCCGUCGUGAGUACGGUAGAUACUUGCAUUGGUGUGGAACUCUGUGAAGAAUUGUUUACACCAGCAAGCCCGCACAUUCUCAUGGGCCUUGACGGUGUCGAGAUCUUUACCAACUCUAGCGGGAGUCACCACGAGCUACGAAAGCUCAACACACGCAUCGACCUCAUCAGAGAGGCGACGCAAAAGGUCGGAGGUGUCUAUCUGUACGCCAACCAGCAGGGUUGUGAUGGUGAUAGGCUCUACUAUGACGGUUGUGCCCUUAUUGCCGUCAAUGGACGUAUCGUCGCCCAGGGCUCUCAGUUUUCUCUGAGAGACGUCGAGGUUGUCACUGCAACCAUUGACAUCGAGGACAUACGCUCCCACCGAGCUGUCAAGAGCCGCAGCAUGCAAGCUGCUCAGGCCGAGCGAUACCAACGCAUCGAAGUCCCCUUUGCGCUGUCAAACGACGAUUUUGGACGGCGUCCAACGACUUUCCAAGAGCCCCGUUUGCACAUACCCGAAGAGGAAAUCGCACUCGGCCCUGCCUGUUGGCUCUGGGAUUAUCUUCGACGUUCUCGCACUCAGGGUUACUUUGUCCCUCUUAGUGGUGGUAUCGACAGCUGCGCCACAGCAACCAUUGUCUAUUCAAUGUGCCGUCUAGUUUCAGAGGCAGCUGCCAAAGGAGACAAGGACGUGAUUUCCGACGCACGGCGAAUCGCGGGCGAGCCCGAGAGCUCCGACUAUAUGCCCCUGGAUCCCAAAGAGUUUUGUGGCAGAAUCUUCCACACGUGCUACAUGGGAACAGCCAAUUCGAGCGCAGAGACCCGCAGCAGGGCCAAGGAUCUCGCAAAAGCCAUCGGGAGCUACCAUGUCGAUCUCAACAUGGACACCGUCGUCACAGCUGUCCAGACGCUUUUCUCUCUGGUCACCAAUAAGACGCCACGCUUUCGCGUCCACGGCGGUUCAUCCGCGGAGAAUCUCGCACUACAAAACAUCCAAGCUCGAUUGCGCAUGGUUCUAGCCUAUUUGUUUGCGCAACUCUUGCCAUGGGCGAGAGGAAGGCAAGGCGGUCUCCUCGUCCUCGGGAGCGCAAAUGUCGACGAGAGGCAACCUGCGGGGAUACCUGACAAAUCUGUGCCUAAAGCCUCGAUUCCAGCGGAUAUCAACCCCAUUGGAGCCAUCUCCAAGACCGAUCUGAAGAAAUUCAUCGCAUGGGCACAGAGUUUCCUCAACGCGACUCCAACAGCAGAGCUCGAGCCAAUCACGGAAAACUAUGUCCAAGCAGAUGAGGCUGACAUGGGAAUGACAUACAACGAACUCUCCAUCUUCGGCCGCCUCCGCAAGGUCGAGAAAUGUGGACCUUUCAGCAUGUUCUCGAAGCUCGUUAAUGAAUGGGGUUCCAUGUUUUCACCGCUACAGAUUGCGGCCAAAGUCAAGCUGUUCUACUUUGAGUAUGCUAGAAACCGGCAUAAGAUGACCACCCUCACCCCAUCCUAUCACGCGGAAUCCUAUAGCCCUGAUGAUAACCGCUUCGAUCUCAGGCCUUUCCUGUAUCCAGCAAGCUUUCCCUAUCAGUUCAAGCGGAUCGAUGAGGCUGCCAACUCGCUUCCCGAUAGGUCCUCUGAGGGCGCCACAGGGCCAAUAUCCAAGUAG